AUCCAACAACUUGUACUAAAAGAAGAAACAAGUCCACUGUUUCUAAGUUACAUAGCAUAGCCCAAGGGGCAUAGAGGAGAAGACAGAAACAAUGGCCACUGCCUCAGCUUCACUCAUGGCUAGCCAACUCAAGGGUGGCCUUCUCUCCUCUAGCGCUAGGGGUCUUAUUGUUCCCAAAGGCCUUUCAUGCGCCCCAUUGAAGGACCUUCACUAUAGGAGAAGACUUUGCUUCACUGUCAAAGCCAUUCAAGCUGAGAAGCCAACUUACCAAGUGAUCCAACCAAUAAACGGUGAUCCAUUCAUAGGCAGUCUUGAAACUCCGAUCACAUCCAGCCCACUCAUUGCAUGGUACCUCUCCAACCUCCCGGCCUACCGCACGGCGGUAAGCCCCCUCCUCCGUGGCAUUGAAGUCGGUCUCGCCCAUGGUUACCUCCUCGUCGGCCCCUUUGUCAAGACUGGUCCCCUCCGGAACACUCCUUACGCUGGCAGCGCCGGCUCACUCGCAGCGGCUGGCUUGGUGGUCAUACUUAGCAUCUGUCUGACAAUGUAUGGUAUCGCAUCAUUCAAUGAAGGAGAGCCUUCUACAGCACCCGCAUUAACGUUGACCGGCCGGAAGAAGGAAGCUGACAAGCUUCAGACGGCGGAGGGAUGGUCCCAGUUCAGCGGGGGCUUCUUCUUUGGUGGCAUAUCUGGCGUUAUCUGGGCAUACUUCCUUCUUUAUGUUCUUGACCUGCCAUACUACAUCAAGUAGACUUUGUUUAUAUUAUGUGCUAGUGUGAUCUUCCUUGCCAUUGUAUAUCUUGGAACCAACUACAUCCAUUGUCACUCUUUUCAAUGUUUUUAAUUAUCUCUGGUGUUAUAAUAUGAAGUAGCGAUAUUGAGAGCUCUAA
Messenger RNA from Dioscorea cayenensis subsp. rotundata (Guinea yam), 890 nucleotides. Its product is annotated as photosystem I reaction center subunit XI, chloroplastic. The record is from RefSeq and is a predicted model, not a curated record. Lineage: Eukaryota; Viridiplantae; Streptophyta; Magnoliopsida; Dioscoreales; Dioscoreaceae. Gene Ontology annotation, biological process: photosynthesis. The transcript is spliced from 2 exons. Gene Ontology annotation, cellular component: photosystem I reaction center; chloroplast thylakoid membrane; photosystem I. The coding region runs from base 92 to 751 and encodes 219 amino acids.